CAGUGAAGGUCUCAAAACCGAGCUAUUUUUGUCCUUGAUACUUUACGGCGUUAAACAAGAAUUACAUACUAUUCAUAGAGAGUUUUUAAGUAAUCUGAGUUUGGCAACUAGUGCAACUGUGAAUUUCCUCAGUUUAAGUGAUGUUUUUCUUAAAACUCGAGAUAAUCUUCUCAUAUAUGGAGAAUAUUGUGGUCAUUUACAACAUGCUCAAAAUUUAGUUUAUGAAAUUAUGCGAAAUGAUGUAGAAAAACGUAACAAAAUAGAAUUAUGUCAGUCAAAUUCAGAGAAAUACAAUAAAUUCGCUUUGGCUGAAUUACUUACAAUACCAAUCCAACGCGUUUUGAAAUAUCAUCUUCUGUUAGAGCAUCUAUGUAAACUCACUCCAGCUGAUCACUAUGAUCGUCCUGAUCUAACUGUAGCUCACGAAGCUAUGCGUGAAGUUGCAUUAUCUAUCAACGAUGUUAAACGAGAUCUUGACACGAUUAGCUCGAUUGAUCAAAUUCAAUCCAGUUUACUUGAAAUAAUGCUGCCUCCAGAUAAAAGGUUAUCAAGUUAUGGGCACUUGCAUAUGGAUGGAGAAGUGAAAGUUCUUUCUGAAUCAGAAAGCAAAGCGAAAACUAGAUAUUUAUUUUUAUUCGAUAAAAUAUUGAUUGUAUGCAAACCGAAGGGUGAUAGUUUUACAUUUAUGUUCGCUUAUCAUGUUGUAAAUGGCCAAUUCCAACGAGUUACUUUAUCAAAUAAAAAGGGAUAUUCCUAUGGAUUUACUUUACCAAUUUUGGGUGAUAGAGAUUCGCCAAAUCUUACUUUCUUUACAAAAUCCGAAGAAUUACGUACAGCUUGGAUGAAAGCUGUAAUGGCUGCAUUGUCUAAUCUUUGUCCACCUGGAGCGAAAGACCGAGGUUACAACUUUGAAAUGUUCACAUUUAAACAACCUACUUAUUGUUGUAUCUGUAAUAAAUUAAUCACAGGAAUGUUCUUUCAAGGUUAUCGUUGUCGAGAAACAAAUCGAGCUGCACAUAAAAGUUGUCUUGCCAAUCAUAAUCUUCCACUGCGUGGUAUGACUAAUCCACAUAUUAAUGGAGUUCCUCCAAGUGCCCCACCGCCAUUACCUCCACAGAUCAAUACAGUACGUAGUCGACGUUCUCAUGUAACGAUGGGAAGUGUGCCAUGUACACCUGGAAACAACUCAUUAUCUAAUUCAGAAUCAUUUGACUUCUCACAGUUAACUGAUACAUUAUCUUCUGUGAACCACUGGCUUGCAACUGAUCAUAACAAUCUGUCGAAUGUCACUUUACAACGUAACCGACGUAUAUCUUCAGGUUUACCUACAUCAAGUAUUCCUCCAGUGAAUCCAACUUUUGCUAUAGCACGAAAAGCAUAUGAUGGUGAUCCUCUCCCACCAUCAGGUAGUCAUCCUUUGAGAUUAUCAAUUGGAGAUCAAGUUGAAUUGAUCAAAUGGACUGAAGGCUCAUCAUGGUGGCAGGUGAGUUUUGUCAUUAUGAUGUAUUCAGUUCAAUAUAUAGUUAUUUAACUAUGACUUGUAAUCUCUUUAAAGUUACCACUGAAAGUUGUAAACUAUUUGAAAAUAUAAUAAUCAUCUCUAUAUUAUAAAAUUCUCUAGCUAAAUAUCAAUCUUUGCACACUAACAAGUCACCUAAUCUUCGAAAUAUACAUAAUCUAAUCACACAUGUACUUCAUACUGACCUUGGAUUAUACUAAACUAGCGGGAAUAGUUUGUUAUCUAUUUGUCUAUCAUAUGUUUUCCAAGAUUAUGAUAAAACUGAUUUUGUUAUAACAUGUUUCAAAAUUUCGGGUCUUCCUUCAAAAGUUAACAUUGUGUAAUUAUAUGUUUUCCGAUGCUUAUUGAAUUAUAGUCAUGUAAAUCAUCGAUAGUAUAUAUGUCACAGAAAAUAAUCCCAAUUUUAUUGCUACUAUUAUCGACGAACAACUACCUACUAAAAAUGAACUUUUGUCAAUUUCGAAUACGUAAAGUCUAUAACAUGUAGUUUAAUAUCCACUGAACAUAAAUUUUGUGGAUUUCUUUAUUAUCAAUAGUAUAAGAUAUUAACGACCAGAUUUGUUUACUUGGCUUUUUAGCUACAUUUAUGCAAUAUUUGGUUCUGCAUGUCCACCAGCAGUCAUACAUUACUGUGUAACUUUAUAGUUUCCGUAAAUUCAGUAUACGUUAACAUAUUCUUUAUUUUUGAAUAUAUACAGCUUAAAUCAUUCUGUACUGCAUUAUUUGUAGACACAAGCAAUGCUUUUGUAAAUUUUUAGUUGAAAACAAUGAUUUCAUUCAAGAGAAAUAACUGAUUGAUUGUAUGGACUGAGUAAUUCACUAUUGAAUGUUACCCUUCAAAAGCUUUAUUUGACUUUAUGAUGCCGUUGAACUAACUCCGCAAUCAUCUGAUAAGUACAAGUCAGAACACGAAAACAUUCAACCUUGUUGCUGUCUGUACGUGGCUUAAGAACUCAUGAUAAUGUGCAUCUGUUGAAAGACUAUAACAUACUACAGAUAGGAUAUCACAAUUUUUACAUAACUAGGUCAUUUAUAAUACAAACUGAGUAACAGAUGCAUAAUCGAUUGGAGAUAAUUUAUGGGUAGUAAGACAUAUUUCAGUAGUUAACGAUUUAAAUGAGAGCCUAUAAUCAAGACAAUAUAAAAAACUACCAUAAAGUAAAUAUCCAAUAUAUACACAGUAGAUGUAUACGUCAUAGCCCACUGUAAAAUAUUUCUAAAAGUUCCACCUGUACCAAUUAUUAGCUCAUCUCUAACGUUAACCAUCAUGGAUUCACUUGAAUACCAAAAGAUAUUUUAAAGACGAUUUUCUCCAUUUCAAAAAAGCUGAUGAAGACACCCACUACUGAGAUUGCAUCAGUACAUUCUAUAUUGUUUAUUAUUUUUGAUAAUUUCAUUGACUCGUAAUUGUCCAUUUGAUUAGAUGCAAUGUAAAUAUUCAUGAUUUUGUCCAAAAGAGCGGGUUAGAAGUAAGUAAACUUUUCAUUGUUACAAGAAUGAUUGCUUAGUUAUCGGUUUUUUUCCACAAAAUUAAAUAAUUACUUGUAUGCUAUUUUAGAUAAGAACUGGGUGUUUUUUCGAAUAUAAACAUUCCAUAAACUUCGUUAUACUUCUAUACUGUCUCCAAACAGUAGUUUCCAUUCAACUAUAUCCACAUUAAUUCUUAUUGAUGAUUAAUUUGAUUCUAUUAACUACCUUUCUUAAUUUUUUAAAUUUCAAAUCAUCAACAUUCAGGGUUAUUGUGAUGGGUCUGAAGGUUGGUUCCCUGCUAAUCUCGUUGAAAUGGUGGUGAAUAAUAAAAUGAAUAAACCAAGCAGUACAAGAUUUUCUCAUCAAGUAUCUUCAUCGUCUAGUUCUGAUCGAACACCAGUUUUUAAUAAUAAUAAUUCUUCAGUUCAGAAACCUUUCUUUUCACCAAAUGAAACGUCUCCAUCCAAUUUACCUUUAUGUACAAUAGCAAAUAAAACUUUAAAUAACAGUCUAUCGCCUAUCGUCGGUAAUAAUUAUAAUAAUAUUCCUAGUCCUCCUUGCUCAUCAUUAACAUCUCUUAUCCCAGUGAAUAUGAAUAUAAAUAAUUCAUAUCCUCCAUUAAUGUUUCGACGUUUGAAAAAGCGUAGUUUAUCAGCUUUGGAAAUUCCCGAAUUAUCUCAGUGUAUUGAUUUAGUUCCAUCAGUAUUGUCAACUACACAAACUGCAACAGUUAGUGCAACAGUCACCUCGAGAUUUGAAAAUUUUCCAACAGAUCUAAUGAUGGACCAUUCACAUUACUUUCUGUCGACUUUUCCCUGGUAAACUGUGCAUCUUUAUUUAUUUGUAUAAUGUACAUUUAUAAUAUGAAAUGUGUAUCUCUUAUUUAUCGUUGUAGAAAAAUAUCUAAAGUAAUCAAUUUUUUUCCAAUUACAAGAAAUAUUGUUCUAUUAAGUUAUGCCAACUCAUUUAAGUGUGUGUAGCAAAUACGGUGUAGUGUUAUUAUUUUUUUAAUAGCAUUUUCCUAUUUCUAAUGUCAACCACAAUAAAUUUUAAACAUUAAAAUACUUGUCGAUAUAUUAGGAGUUAAAUUUAAAGCCUUUGAGCGAAAUUCUGUCCAGUAGUUGUCUGUUCUUUAUUUCUAAAUUUUAUUCAUGUAAAUACUUGUUUCAAUCUAGGCUUUUUUAUCACUUUGCUUAGAUAGCUACUUUACAGUUCUAUGCUGUAUGUCCAUCUUAUGUAUAUAAUUUGCAUGUUUGGGUUUGUUUACCUUAAUUGCUGGAUUGCUAUGUGUCAUUUUGCAUGGUCAUUUGACUGUUUUAUAUUACUCUAUGUACAAUUUGUAGUUUUUAUUUAUAAUUCAUAAAUUAUUUUACACUAUUUGGUUUGAUAUUGUUUGUUUUUUUUUUGUUCACAGUUUAAGAGAAUAUAUUAUGCCCAUGCAUACUAUUUCUACUAUUUUUAAAGGUUUGAAAAGCCAACCUAUGCUAAAAUAUCGAUAAUUUGCUGGCAUUAUUAUUGCUGUUUAAUUAACUAAUUAAUCGGUUGAUUGAUAAUUGAAUAUUGACUAACGUCAUUUCUGUCUAGACCCCAGAGAUUAUUAAAUUCCAUCGAUUAAGUAGAAAUGAGACUACUAGUACAGAUGAUUUAACAUCGCCUUCACUAUUUUUCAAUUUUAGGUGGCUGGAGGUAGUAGGCAGAAAACUCUGCUUGACUUUGGAUUCAUGCGAGUUGACACUCUUUAGUAAGGUUUACCCGCAAUUUCAAGGGAUCUGACACUAUGUUAGAUUCGAAUGUCCGAGACUGAAUGUAAGUGACAUGGAUCCUAAUCUAGUGCAAAGCAUUAAUUCUCUCAAUAUUACAGAUACUCCUUGCUGAGGAAUGCUAACUAGCACGAAACCGUGUUCAGAUAGUGUUUCUCGUAGUCUAUUUCCAACCACCUAACAUUAUUAUUAUUAUGUUUUAUGUGUCUUUUAUAUUAAAAUAAAAAGAUGUGGUGUACAUUCCUUGUAUGCAUUUUGUUGUUUGGCUAUAGCAACAGAAUUUAUUGAAUAAACAAAUGAAUACUAGUAUAAAUACAGUAGUAUUCUGUGAUAAACGGCUAUAAAAAUAUCAUUAAUUUCAAAUUACUUAGUAUUAAAUUCAGAUCAAGUUAAUUUCUUAUAUAAAUUUGAAACUGGACGACAAAUGUCUUGAAGAACUUAUAAGUUGAUUAAUGGGAUUAUGAGGAUUCAAGUUUAUUACAGAAUGUAACUUAAACGGUACUUGUCACCUGCAAUGAUUGGUAUGCUGAUCAAAUCAUCAGUUGUUAUUAAAUAAACAUUAAUCUUGAAUUUGCUUAACUGUAAAAACACUAAGAAAAUAUACUUAAUUCUGACAUAAAGAAUGCUGUUAGUAAUGAAUGAGAAAACAAAGAUAACCAGUUUACUAUUCUUUUUCAUUUUAAGUAGUAUUUAGUCGGCUAAAAUCGAUCUUAUUUCGAGACAUUAAGACAAUGAUAUAAUCGAGAACUAUAUAUUCAGAUUAACAAAUUUAUUCUGUGAAUGCUAACGUAAUUACUGUCGAUAAAUAUGUGAGCUGAAUGUAGUCAUUAGAUAAUACAACAAAAUCUACUAGGUCAACAAGAAAUUCCUCGUUUAAAAUUGUAGUUUAAGUUUUAUGAAACCACAAAUCUAUUAAAUAAUUCGAUUUGGUUUUAAAGUUUGAUAUUUACCUUUCCUGAUAUACUUAACUAAGUAGAAACAUCAAGUAAACACUAUUUAUUUAUUAUUUGUUGAUGAAUUUCAUAUCUGAACAUGAAUAGCUUUUUAUAAUUAUUCAGUGUGUAAUUGAUGAUUAAUAUUAUAUAAUGACUUGUUUAGUCCUUGCUGUAAAUCAAUUUAACAUUACAAUGGAUACAAAUGGAGUUGUAAGAUUUCAGUAGACAGUAGCUUCAAUUGACUCAUGAUCUUAACUAUUGAAAUUACUACAAUCUCCACGAAACCCCUUCUGAUACUCGAAUUAUAUAUGUUUACAACAUCAAAAAAUUUAUUUCCAAAAUAAACCUGUGCUUUUUGUUUAUGAUUGAUAAUUGAAUUGAACAGUUGUGUGAUCAAUCAAUCUUUAAAUGUGCAUUCAUCAUUUGCCUGAAUACAUUUUAUUUUUGUCUUUGUAGAUAUAUUGUGUGUUGUUAGUAUAUUCUCCGUAGAUGUGACAAAACUUCUUUGUCAUGUAUACACAUGAUAUUUGUCUUGAUUUCUGAGUUAAUUAAUGGUAUUAACUAUUGUUACACUUUGAAAUAUAAGUAAUCUUAGCUAGUGUUAAAUAUAUAGGCUUCAAUGGUGGUUUAGUUUCUGAGAAAUUUAGCUUUUAGCCAGCAGUAGGUCAUAUAUUGGAACCAUACUCUACCUAUUUCACUUUCGAAGGUUGGGUAGGAUUACUAGCUCUCUCAUAAUUACUGUGACUCAAAGUCCCGAGUACAUAAACCUGUAUUUAGCAGACAAGUUUCAUCUGCAUAACUAUGUCAGUUGAAUGAUCAUUCAAGUUCAAAUAAUACCAAACUGUUAUUCAAUCGUAAUAUCGUUGUAUCACAAAUAAUUUUCUAAUUUAUGACUAUAUUACCUGGGAAUCUCAUAGUUAUUUCGUUAUAGCUUUCAUCAGUUAUCGACAAGAUGCAACAAUUUACAGUGUAUAAUCACAUCAUUUAAAAUGAUGCAAAUUCUUACUCCUUGCAUUUUAAUUUAUAUCUGAAGGUAUAUAUUCAUUGUUUCAGGUGGUUAUUGAUUAUCCAGCAGUUUAUUAUAUGCUUCAUCACAGGAUGAUGAAUGUGAACGGCUUGGAAUUAUUUUUUUAAACAUUAUUGUUAUCUUACUACAAAGCCAUUAUAUAGUCAACAUCAACAAUAAAUAAGUUUACUUUAGAAUAAUUUUAUCGACUGAUGUACUUGAUAAUUAUCAACAUCGGUUAACAUUUUUAUAACAUGUUUUUCUCAACAAAACUUACACCAUUCAUGCUGAUUAUUAUGAAUAGUUGAUUUGUAUUAUAUAGAAUGCAAAAUAAUUUUAUUUAACUAAAAAAGAAUCCUCUAUUCAUCAGAACAUUCAAAUGAUGUCAUACUUGUUAAGAUUUCAUUGGUAUGGGUAUGUAUAUAAUUGUUUCUCUCAAUAAUUUCUUAAAUUCCAGAUAACCUUUUCUUUUGUUUUUUUUUCUUCGAUAUUUGUGUACUUUUACAGUAGCACGAGGGAAGCAUGCUUAAUUCAAGUUAUAUAUAUAUACAUACUGUUAUAACUAAUCGUUUUGUAUGUUGACAUUUUACUGUUUUCAUUCAACCAACUGUUUUUCUAUUCGUUUUACUCUCUUCUGCCUAAUUGAUUUAUUUUUAUUUCUCUAACUUAUAUGUCUAUUUUUGUUGAUGCAAAUAAUAGGUAUGUUGGUGAAAUGGACAGACUUGAAGCUGUUAAUUUAUUAAGUAAUUGUAUUGACGGUACAUUUCUUGUACGUCUGUCUAAAAGUGCUGAAAGAAUGGGAGAAUAUUCACUAUCUGUUGUAUACGGCCAUCCACGGCAUAUUCGUAUACAGCGUUUUUCAUCAUCUGAUAAUUCCUGUAUUACAUAUGGUCUUUGUGAAUUAGAACAAUUCCCAAAUAUACCGGUAUGUUUUCUUUGUUAACUAAUAAGCUAGUGUUUAUUAUUAAUAUUAUUAUUCUUACUGGAACUUGGUUGAGAUUUUCGAGUGAAGGUUAAGGUUUUUGUUCAUUGUUCUUUAAUUUCACUGUUUUCCAAAUGAUUGUUGUUUAAAAUUUCUUGAAAGAUAAUUUCCUGUAGUGACGUUUGUUGGUUGUGUAUGACUGACUGACUUUGUCGGUUCCUGAGGCUGUCGAAACAUAUGAAUGCUCAUACUUUCUUUCAACUAGUAUUAUGCAGGUUAUUAGAGGUGGUUUGACCAUAUGACCUAUGAGCGACGAUAAAAUUGAGCAAGACGAGUUAAAGUUCUGUGGAUGACUUUACUCAUAGCACACUUUCACUUAGAUUUCACUAGCCAUUACCUUCAUCAUCGGACUACAUAUCAUUUUCUUAGUUAAGCCCAUGUAAGUUUUCAAAUCCAUGAAAUAUAUUAUCGAAAUAAAAACAACUUACUGAAAUAUUUUCAGACUAUAGUUUGUAGCUAAUUACUGAAGAGACAAAAAGUUGAACACGAAGUACCUAUUGCCAACUUUUUCUCUAGUUACAGUUCUGUACGCCGAAAUAGGCAUCACUAAACGUCCCUUCAAGGUUAUCGAGAAAAGUAGUUCAUUAAUCUACUAGUCGUUUAAUUUUCAUACUAUGCGUGAGAUAUAUAUUGGUCUUUGAAAACAAGAGAUGUAUAAAUCUUAUACGACCGAAGCACCUUAAUCACUUUUUUAAGUUAUCAAUCUAUAUCUCAAAGAUUUCACGUAAAUGUUCUCGUUCAAUAAAAACAGAUAUUUAGUUGAAGAGUAGUCCUUAAGAGUUAGUUUUAGUGUGGAUAGUCAAUGAAAUUUAGCAAGUACGUAAUAUUCUUUUGAAUAUUCAGUGAAAAAGAUCUGAUAAACAUUAACCAAAGCAGUUAAUAAAAUUUUCAAUCAAUAACCAAUCUAUAUUUGUAGCUAUUUGUGUCCUGAAACAUUUUAGUGAGUCGCGUAUACGCCAAAAUAUUUGAUGAAUGUAGAUGUAUUAGUAACAGUAUUUUUAUUUCUAAGUAAGGUUCAUUAUGCGGGAAUAACAACUUUUUUGUGAUUCUGAAAAUUCUCAAAAUCUGCAUUUUUUAUCAACAAAAACGAUUUGAUAGCAUACAAUCAUGAAGUAUUUUCUUUAUAAUUUUUUGAAACUUGAUGUUGUAAAGUAUAAACUCCAAAAAAUACACAUACAUUGAAUACUUUUCUCCCCACGUGUCUAUCUCUUUAGUGCGUAAUUGACAAUUACUCCAAAGUGUCGUUAAAUCGGUGCUUCGAUGAAGUUGACAUCACAUUACUUUAUCCCUACCAGAAGUGUCCUUGUAAGUUAACUAUUGUUACCCAUACUUUUCUACUACGUACCUUUCGGUUUCGUAUAUAUAUAUACACCUGUAUUUGAUAUUCUUUACUGAAACAUCGUCUACCUCAGUAAGUAAUGUUUGCUUGUGUAAAAUAAAGUGGGGGAAAACUAGGGGUGGACAAAUCAUUAUGUCAUGUCGGCCAAUAGAAUCACUGACUGUUUCAUUAAAGGAGGUCGGUAGGUGCAUUUGAGGUCAUCAAGAUUAUUGUAAUGAAUAAUUGGAGAUUGGGCGAAGUAGGUCAGAGUCAGUCACAAUACCACAUAUACAUUCAUUAUGUUUUCCCUUAGAUCUUGAGUUUUAUACAUAUGUUUUUUAUUUAACGAAUUCAUUCUUUCCUCUCGAACUAUAUUGUCUAUGCCUAAUGGUUUAUACCACCGCACAUUUUACUGAUACUGUUACUACUUCUACUACUCUGACAUUUGUCUUGAUAAUUUCAUCCCACUGUGUUGUUAUGGAUUAUCAAAUUGAAUGGAUACACAUAUGUGCAAGGUUCUAAGUUGCUCAUAAUUGAAUGAAUUGCUAAAUAUUCCAAUUAUUCGGUGAUGCUUAGAAAUUGUACUAACUACUUCAAGACGACUAAGCUAACACACAUAUUCCUUGGAACACGUCAGGUUGAAUAAAGUUUCUUUGAUCAUUCAUAAUACAUCAUAAUAAUGUAUCCUGAAUUCUCCAUCUGAAUCCUCUUUUUUAUCAGGUAAGUUUUGACCAGUGUCCAUCAAUUGCGUAAAGGUUUGGUCUCAUUGUAUUCUGAUUUUUAUGAUCGUUAAUUAAAUGGUAAUUUAUCUCAGGUUUGUUAUCUUAUAGGUAAAAAUAAUCUUAUUAGUAUGUUUAUUCAGACAAAGUUCAUUGGAGUGCUAUGACAUUCAGACUUCAUCAAGUCUUUUGAGAGAGCAAUCCUUGUCUGUGUAUUAUAUUUCAUAAGAUCACCAAAAUUUAAGCUAAGAUUGACUUGUUGGUUAUAUUUUUGACCAUCAAACACCAUUCGCACAGAGUAUAGGUAAAUUUUGCAUAAAAGAUACAAGUUAAAUGUUUCAUUUAAUACUUUGUAAAAUACUUUUUUCUUUUCAUUCUGUGUCUAUUCAUCAAUGUAUUUGAGUUGUCAGGUGAUUGGUAAGAUAAACGUUGAAAAUUGGUUUCUUUGACAAUCAAAUUUGUGCUACUUUUGUCACGUCUAAAGUAAGGAGGAUUCAAAUGGAAACUUCAUUUCUGAAAAUUAAUAGAUUUUAUCAUUGGUAAAAAAAUUACCACUAUAUGAUAAAACUAUUUAAUGGUUGUUAGUGUAGUUUUGAAGUACAACUUGAAUUAAUUUCUAAACAUUACUUAGUCAAACUAAAUUGAAUGAGAUACAUAUGUUGUAUGAUGUGAAAAUGCGAAUACCAUUUCUAUUUUUUAUGUUUCAAACCGUUUUAUAUCAUAUUCAAUAUCAAAUAAAUAAACUAAACUAAUGUAUCUUAGAAUUUCGAAUCUAUUUAUUUAAUUUAAUAGUUUUUAUCAUUAAUUUAUCCGUUUGUUUAUUUCUUCAUUUUCACUAUGAUUGUAGCUGAUUUCAUGGCAUGUAUAGAUUGUAUAUAGUUUUAUAUAGUUAGUGGGACACAUUAAUUAAAAUGUACGUGAAUAUAUCAUCAAGGUUAACGUACUUUUUCAUUAUUAAACUGUAUUUCUUUCAUUUUACAUAGCAUCACCAUUGUUCUAUGUUCGUGCAAAUUUCGAUUUUCAUGAUACGUCUAAUAGUCGUUUCUUGAAUUUGAAAGGAGGUGAUCGAAUUGCUGUAGUUAGUCGUGCAGCUGAAGACAGAGGCUGGUGGAAGGGAUGGUUAAAUGGUCGUAUUGGAUUCUUCCCCAUGUCUUUUGUGACAAGAGAGCUAUCUGGAUGAUUAUACUGGAUUACUAUUUUAUUUUUGGAAAAUUUGUAUUCUUUUUUAAUCCACUUAUUUUGUGAACAUCUUUUUACCAAACCCACGUUUAUCCUGUCAGAAAUCUAUACAUACAACCCAGUGUAAACUGUGUAUUAACAGCGAUUUAAACAAUGAAUUUUUGAAUAAUUAUAACUUUCUUUUGUCACUAAUUUAUCGUAGUAUCUAUUGGUUAUAUGUCUAUGUAGGAAGAGAGAGAUUUGUAUAAUAACCAUAAGAAAUGCAACUCAUACAUCUCUUAUUUUUAGCUAAGUAUGUUUUUUCCAUCAACACUAUAUCAUUAUAAUUACUGCUUAAUCGUUAGGUAGUUAGUCUAUUGGUUACCAUAUUAUCUGUACGUGUGUAGCGCCUUAUUAUAAGUAUAGUCAUUUUUCGCUUCUGUUUAUUUUGUACAUUCGUGUGCCUUGAUCGUUAAUUUAGGAAACUAAUCAACAAUCCAUUCAAUGUUGUGUAAGUAUAUAUAUAUAUAUAUAUAUAUAUAUAUAUAUAUAUAUAUAUAUAUAUAUAUAUAUAUGAAAUUACUUAAUUCCACUAUCCAAUCAUGGUGUGUAAAUAGUGUGUAUAAUCACAUCGAAUGUGCAUUGUGUAUGCGUGUUUCAUUUUUUCUUAAAGAUUUUAAUAGUUUUGUAGUUAACAAUUUUUGAUUUACCUUUUUGUUUUGUGUAUAGCAUUUCUGAUUUUCAGCGUCAUCAUGUUUUUUCCUUAUUAUUGCUACUUUUCUCUCCCAUAUGUUUCAAAACACAAAGCAUUUACCACUACUUUGAUAAUGAUAACAAUAUUAAUAAUAAUUAGAACACCAGUAAUAAUGAUCUUUUUGUACUUCCCUGUUUAUGAUAGCUGUCUUUCUUAAUCACAAGUUAUCGAUGAAUUUAUUCUACUGUUUUUCUGUCAUCCUUGUCUGCUGCACAAUGUCUCUUAUUGUCUGUGAAUGCACACCCACAAUCAUAUUGCUUUGUUACUUUCUACCAGCUUCUUCGCCUCGCCCUAUCUGUAUAUAGUUGGUUUUCCCCCUAUCCUCUCAUAAUUUUGUAAUUCCUUGUUUUGUUAUGUUUUGACGAAUUAUGGAAGUGUAAAAUGUGAGACAACAGACAUUUAUUUGUUUUAAACUUUCCCCUUUUUUAUUUCAUAAUUGUCCAUGUACUUUCUUCGCGGUUAUGGUUCUUUUUUAUUACCCCAUAAUUUUCACUAUUUUUAUCGCUUUGAUUUGAAAUUAUUGUGUUCCCUUCGUUUUAAAUGUAAUGAAAGAUAGAUAAACAAAUGAAAUGUGUACAGAAAAACAAUAAUAUUGAUCUUUUCUCUAAUCAAUCUGAAAUUUCAGUUAUUUGACAGAUUUGUGUUUUAUUGUACGAUAUUUUACCAGUACCAGCUUGGAUGCCAAAAAAAGUGUUUAGUCGAUGAAUUAAUCGCUUUUAUUGUCAGGACAAUAAUCAUUUUAAUAGUUUAUUAAUUCAUUUGUUAAGGCCUUUUUUUCUUAAAUCAGCUGUUCAAAUCAUGGUUGUUUGUGUCUACAUAAACAUUAAGGUUAUGUAGCUCGAUAAUUAUCAUAGGAGAAUAAUUGAUUUUUAUUUGAUUAAAUUAAUGAAAUGGAAAGAACACAUGGAUGAUCUAAACAUAUUUGAUUUGAUCACUGAAUGAUUGACAAAGGAAAAUAAAAGACAAUAAAACAAAAAUUUUCACGUUUGUCAAAUCAAUCGCAUUUUAGUAACUAUCUAUCUAUCCAUUUUAUUACAACCCUGUCAAUGAUAUUAAGCACACAGUUAUUUGACGAUAAAGAUUUAACACAACUUUCAAGCGACAUUUCGAUCCAUCAAACACCAUAGGCUUAUCAGAAUUGAUGUUUAUUCAUUUAGAUUUUGGACAAAAGUUUUGGUUAUUUACAAUACAAUGGUCAUAGUCGAAUGUCAUUGAUUACAUUGGAAAUGUGUACAAUUGUCCUUAGUAAAAGAAGUAAUUAAUAUCGGAGAUUUUAAACAGAUGUAACUCUUAAACGUAUCACAUUAUCAUUAUCUUGCGACAAUUAAGACCACGUUAAAAAGAAUAUAGACAAUUGUAGUAGGCGUCGAGUCGCGGUUGACAAUGAUCACCACUACAGGAAGACUACGUUCCAGUUACCAGGUUAGAUCCCUCCGUAGACCAAUUAUCAGAAGGCAGUUGAAGGUUGUAGUAAGAUGUAUUUGUUGGCGAUCUCGUGGUAUCGAAAUAAUAUCGAGGUCGUACCAAAGUUUACGAGCGGGACUAUUGGGCGUACGAGAGUUCGUGCAAGGUCACAAACAACGGAAGAGUGAGUUUUUGGUACACUUAAACAGGUACAGUAAAACAAUCACUGGUACAGUUGGCUAUAAUAAUAAUUGUUUUGAUUAUAACAAUCGAGUUCUCCUCAUAAAAGUAGGUCACUACACGAUGAAGAGUUCAUUUAAG
Messenger RNA from Schistosoma haematobium, 13346 nucleotides. RefSeq names its product Guanine nucleotide exchange factor vav3, variant 2. The transcript is spliced from 13 exons. Lineage: Eukaryota; Metazoa; Platyhelminthes; Trematoda; Strigeidida; Schistosomatidae. Gene Ontology annotation, molecular function: protein binding; guanyl-nucleotide exchange factor activity. The record is from RefSeq and is a predicted model, not a curated record. Bases 230 to 1531 code for a protein of 433 amino acids. Gene Ontology annotation, biological process: cell migration; regulation of GTPase activity. Gene Ontology annotation, cellular component: cytoplasm.